GGCUUACGAAUAUAUCUACUAUUAAUCAUCUCAUAUGACCAAUCUGAUCUGGGUUGCCGGAGCCGAAAGUGGGUGCUGCUGCGCCGCCCAACUCGAACGCUACUUUUCCAGCUUGUCGCAUUGGCUCUUCGCACCCAUGAACAACUUCACUUUCACGCGAACUAAGAAACUCUAAUCACGAUUCUAUUUCUUUCCGCUAUUUCCACGCGUUGCUGAACUCUUAUCCUUAGCUCAUCGACUAAUCACCAUGCCCAUCGCGGUCAACCACAUCCCUACCCUUUUCGUAGCAGCAGCCCUGACAUUCGGCGGCAUGGUCCCCAUCUUCAACGCUGAAUACGCCAUCCGCGAAAUGGGUAUCCCGCAGCGCAUCGCCAAGUCAAAGGAAGCCCAAACUAUUAUGAUUCUCGGCAUGGGGCGCACAACUACCAUUGGCCUCGCCUUGUGGACGUUCUAUCUGCAAGGCAAGUUGGAGGUAGUAGAUACGCUAAUGUUCUUGCUCGGCGCCUAUAUCGGUGCGAUCGAUGCGUAUGUGUGCUGGAAGGAGGGUGUACCGGGAACGGCGUGGUUUAGAGGUUUGUCGGGACUAGCCAUUGCGGCUUACGGGUGGUUUCGCAUGACAGCUUGGGCGUGAGGAUUCAAGACGGCUGGCACUGACGCUGCAUGCGUAGUACGGAUGGGAACUCACUGCGCACGAGCCUAGUGGCAUCAUCGUUCUGCAUGCCUAUGAGAAAGGCUACGGAUUGUGGAUCAGACGCAUGAGCGGGGUCGUAAGGUUGAUGAAAGAUAGUCGGGUGGAGAAUCGAGGGGUAGCGCCGCGUUAGUAAGUAGCGUGAUUUCGACGGACGACUUCUGAGG
This is a messenger RNA of Cucurbitaria berberidis CBS 394.84, 855 nucleotides long. RefSeq lists its product as uncharacterized. NCBI's taxonomy places the organism in Eukaryota, Fungi, Ascomycota, Dothideomycetes, Pleosporales, Cucurbitariaceae. Bases 248 to 631 code for a protein of 127 amino acids. The transcript has a single exon. The record is from RefSeq and is a predicted model, not a curated record.